This is a messenger RNA of Naegleria lovaniensis, 1095 nucleotides long. RefSeq lists its product as uncharacterized. The coding region runs from base 1 to 1095 and encodes 364 amino acids. The record is from RefSeq and is a predicted model, not a curated record. Gene Ontology annotation, cellular component: cytoplasm. Lineage: Eukaryota; Heterolobosea; Eutetramitea; Acrasida; Naegleriidae. The transcript has a single exon.
AUGGUCAUUGAAAUUGAUCAAGACAAGUUAGAAUUUGAUGAAUCCUAUGAAGAAGCCAAAAAGAUCAAAGAAACAUAUUUUGGUGUCAACAUGGACAAGUUUAUUAAAUUUUUCGAAGAAGGAAAUUACACCAUUCCGACUGAAACGAUUCCAUUACAACUCUCGGAGGCAAGAGCGCUGUUGCAUCUCUGUAAACAACAUCACAAAAAGCAACCAUUAUUGAAGGAAGAAGAUUUACAUUCAAUUUCACAAUUGAAACAAAAAAUUGACAAGGUGAUGCAAGAAUUCAAACAACGGCUUGAAUUGUUGGAUACGAAUGGAUUUAUUGUGAAAUUGACCUCUCGUUCCGCCAAAGAUAUUACACCCACACAUGAACGAACGAUGAAAAUUUAUUCAGAACUGAUUGAACAUGACACGAAUGAAAUUGGAACAAUGAAAUCAGAGGAAAAUGCCGAUGAAAAAAUUCGAGAAUUUAAAAGAAAUGACCAUUUAUGUGCCUUGUAUUUUGCAUCCUUGCAAUGUAUGAGAGUAUUCAAUGCAAAAGAAGCUCUCGAUUUAUUGUCACAAAGUUCAAGAAUUGAAUACGAUUUAUCACUGGAUUUAACCUUUGAAGAAGACUUUUCGUUGGGAAUUAUUGUUCGUCCUUGGGAUGUCGAGAUGAGAUUGUCAUCAGAAUUUAGAGGAAUUAUUUUUCAAAAUGAAUUGAAAGCUCUUUCUCAAUAUUUUACACAAUGUUAUUUGGAACCAGUGGUGAGAGAACAAUCCAAGAUUGAGCAAGCAUGUAGAAAGUUUUUUCAAGAAGUUGCAAAACCCAUCUUGUCUAAAGAGUUACCAGAAAUGGAAAAUUACAUUAUUGAUUUUUCUGUUUCUAAGGAUGGAAAUUAUGUGAAAUUACUUGAAAUGAAUCCAUAUCUCACGACCACUGGAGUUGGUUUGUUUGAUUGGGAUACUGAUCGAGAAACCAUUUUUGAAAAUCCAAAUCCCAAUAGCUUUGAAUUUCGAGUAUUGAAAGAACCCAUUAUUUCCAGUCAAUUAUUGAAUAAGAACAAGCUUGUGAAGGAAUGGGAAGAAAUUUUAAAAUCAGUUGAGAAAUAA